This is a messenger RNA of Colletotrichum graminicola M1.001, 198 nucleotides long. RefSeq lists its product as uncharacterized. Bases 1 to 198 code for a protein of 65 amino acids. The record is from RefSeq and is a predicted model, not a curated record. The transcript has a single exon. Lineage: Eukaryota; Fungi; Ascomycota; Sordariomycetes; Glomerellales; Glomerellaceae.
AUGGAAGAUCCUUUCGUUGACGAUUAUCGUCCUCCCGAUGUCAAUACUGUCAUUACGCUGCCUGACGACGGUGACAUCCCAGAUGGUUUAGUAUCUGCGAGGCGUCAGAAGUUCACGAGGCAACCCUCUAUUUGCGUGUCAGACCGCGAGCCAUCACCUCCAGACGCGAGAGAACGCGAGAGUACUUGGUUCGGCUAG